UCUUGGAAAGAAUGGGAAAGUUAAAGCUCUUUGGUAGCACAUUACAUCGCCACUGGACUCUCUAGCUACGUAGGUAGGGUUUUUUAGUCCCAGCGAUCUGGAAUGAGCUACAGAUCUUCCGGCAUGGCGCGCGUCUUGGCCGCAUUGGCAUUUGCAAUCGCAGUGGCGAGCAAUGCAGGCGUUGCGGAGCUCGGCACUGAAAUCUUCCAUGUCGCGGAUGUUUUCCAGGAGGAUUACGAGCAGAUGGAGCAGCAGCUCAAGGUUUUCGUCUAUCCCGAUCCGGUUGUCUACACCAAGCUCGCGGGGAAAUACGCGAGCGAGGGAUAUUUCUUCCGGAAUCUCAUGGAGAGCCGCUUUGUCACCACAGAUCCGGAGAAGGCGCAGCUCUUCUUUGUCCCAAUCUCCUGUGCGCGAUUGAGAGAGGAGGGCUUAGAUCACGACGAAAUUUCUGACAACGUCGCGAGCUUCGUGGAGAGCGUGAUUGCGAAAUUCCCAUACUGGAACCGGACCAUGGGAGCGGACCAUUUCUUCGUGACUUGUCAUGAGAUUGGGACGCGAGCGACGAGCAAAGUCGCUCAUCUCGUGAAGAACUCCAUCCGGGUGGUUUGCGCUUCGAGCUAUAGCGGGCCUUUCAUUCCUCACAAAGACGUGGCCUUGCCACAGAUCUUACAGCCAUUUCCUUCGCCGAGAGGUGGAGAUGACACUGAAAAGAGAGAGACUCUUGGCUUUUGGGCCGGUCCUGCGAACUCCAAAACCAGGAUCCUUCUGACAAAAACAUGGCAGGAAGACUCGGAUAUGGUGAUCAGCACGAAACACGUCGGGAUGCAGCAGUUCUACCGUAGCAAGUUUUGCAUUUGCCCGAGCGGAACGCGCGUGAGCACUGCCAGGAUAGUCGAAUCGAUCCAUUUCGGCUGUGUUCCAGUGAUUCUCUCGGAUCACUAUGAUCUUCCCUUCAACGACGUGCUCGACUGGAGAAAGUUCGCUGUGAUUCUACCCGAGCAAGACGCCGGCACGCUGAAAGAUGCUCUUGAGUUGGCUCCAUACGCAACACUGCACAGAAAUCUUCUCCAGGCUCAAGCCCACUUUGAGUGGCACUCUCCACCGAUCAAGUAUGAUACGUUCCAUAUGGUUAUGUACGAGCUAUGGCUGCGCCACUCCACCGUUAGAUAUUGACAGAUUUCUUAUCACUAGUGUAAUUUACAUUGAAUUGUUACUAUAAAAUCUCUAUCUUGUAUAAUUCUAAUGUAAUGAGCUGGUUUGCC
Molecule: messenger RNA, 1262 nt
Organism: Selaginella moellendorffii
Lineage: Eukaryota; Viridiplantae; Streptophyta; Lycopodiopsida; Selaginellales; Selaginellaceae
Product: probable glycosyltransferase At5g03795
Exons: 5
Coding region: 103-1173 (356 amino acids)
Molecular function (GO): glycosyltransferase activity
Source: RefSeq, a predicted model, not a curated record